Messenger RNA from Colletotrichum costaricense, 678 nucleotides. RefSeq lists its product as uncharacterized. Lineage: Eukaryota; Fungi; Ascomycota; Sordariomycetes; Glomerellales; Glomerellaceae. The record is from RefSeq and is a predicted model, not a curated record. The annotation marks the transcript as partial. The transcript is spliced from 2 exons.
UGCCGCAACCUGCACCGCACCCGCACCCGCACCCGCACCCGCACCCGCACCCGCAACUGCAACUGCAACCACCUCUCAGGGCAGAGCCUGGGGCUGUCUCUCUCGUCUCUCCCGUUGUCUCUCCUCCCGUCCCCGUCUGGGCUGUCUGUCUCCCACUCACUCGAGGCCCUCUUUCGCACCCGGUACAUCCACCCACCCCCCCUUGCGUUGCUUAACAAUUUCGUACUCGACCCGGUCCAUUGUACUUUCGUACUCUCCUCCCAGUCCCAGUCCUCCAAGGACCCAAACUCCAAUCCUCCCCGUCCCAGCUGGCCGCCCAGUCGCCCUCUUUCCUUUCUUCCCACUUCACGCCCGUUCGUCCCAGCCCUUGUUACUUUGCUCGUUAUCAACAGCGCCAGCAUACCGAAGCCUCCACCCUUCGUCUCGAGUACAUGCGAACUUUCCGCGCGACGGUACCCGCAACUGCGAAACGACAAAUCCCCCCUCUCUCGAUCGCCCCUACUCACACAAAAACCCAAAAGGAUCCGUACACGCCUCGACUUUAGGAACAAACAUCACGUCCAUGAUCUCGGCCAAUCCGAUUUCGUGCGACUACCAUCGAUGCCAAUCCUGGUGACCGUCGGAACCACCGCGCUACCGCUGCUUCCUCGCCCGCACUUGGUGAAGUACCAUUCAUGA